Messenger RNA from Eriocheir sinensis (Chinese mitten crab), 1872 nucleotides. RefSeq names its product nuclear pore complex protein DDB_G0274915-like. Lineage: Eukaryota; Metazoa; Arthropoda; Malacostraca; Decapoda; Varunidae. The transcript has 6 exons. The record is from RefSeq and is a predicted model, not a curated record. The coding region runs from base 346 to 1872 and encodes 508 amino acids.
ACCCCUAAGUCAGCUGGGUGAGGAAAAGCGCGCCUCGUUGGAAGAGCGGUAAGGGCCUGUAGGCGCGGCGACUCGCCACUCUUCUCCACCUGCCUCGCGUGGUCAACGCAUCCCGGGAGGACAGCCUUGUAGCUUCAGCCACCUGUCUUGCGUGUGGCCCGCGUGGCCAACGUGUCCCUCGAGGACAGCCCUGCCCUCCGCGGCAGCCCGCACCUCCGGGCCCCUAGCCGUGCCCCUAUCCUGCCCUGCCCCUGCCAUGGUCUGCCCCUGCCUUUGCCCUGCCCUGCACCUGCCCUGCCCUGCCCCUCCUCUGGCCUUGCCCUGACCCUGCCUUGCCCCUGGAGCAUGCAGACACCAGUGACGCGCGGGGCUCUGCUACCACCACACACAAGGAAGGACAAGAUGGAGCCCCUGUGUGAGGCUGUGAAGGUGGAGGUGAGUGAGGAGCCAAUAGGCGGCCAGGCUUCAUCCACCUCCCAGCACCCCUCAGGGGUGGACAGAGUGAGCGAUCCCUCCGAGGAUGCUCUCUCCCAGUGUGACGAGAUGGAUAUUAAGGAGGAGGAGAAGGAGGAGGAUGAGCCCAUUGAAGACUUUGACCCAGUCGCUGGCUAUGCUGUCUUUGUCCGUGCGUUGAAACCUAAGCCAAGUAGCACCAGCAACCACUCCGAGGAUGCUCUCUCUAAGUGUGAUGAGAUUGGCAUUAAGGAGGAGAAGAAGGAGGAUGUUUGCAUCAAGGAUGAGCCCAUUGAAGACUUGGACGCAGUCACUGGCUGUACCACCUUUGCCCCUGCACUGAAGUCCAAGCCAAGAAGCAAGAGAGUUGUUGGAAUGCCUCCAAAACGAGAGAGAUACCUAUCCAAGGAGGAUCUAGAACGUUAUGUGAACUCUGAGGACUUCAAUAAAACAGUUGACAUUACAACAGAGGGCAUAAGUGACGAUGGGGGUGCUGAUGAGAGUGUGUGUGGUGAUUUAUCAUCCCCACCCCCAGACCACCCUGUACCCUCUACCUCACGUGCGUCUCCCCAGUUAUCAGAGACAGUCAUAGAGUGUACCAGUGAUCCUAGUGGUGGUGUGAAAGCAGUGAUUACACCGCACAAGGACAAACAAAAGGACGACGGGUGUGAUGAUCCUGACACAGUGAUUGAGUGCUCUCAAAGUGGAGAUGUGUCUGACCUACAAGCUUGUGUUACGGUACGUAAGGAGAUACCCACAACGUCACGACUACGCACCAAACGCCGAUUAUAUGCCUCAACACCACAACUCAAGAAACGUCGAAAUGUGGCCACAGAGGUUUCUGAUGAUUCUGAUCCAGACUACAUACCUGAUGGGUGGGAUGAUUACCAGUUGUCACCAGUAUCUAAUGGUAGUCCUGUGAACCGUACAAUCAUUCAUGACAGAUCAGCAUCCACUUCAACGCUCACCCAGUGUACAUCAGCCACUGCCACGCCCACCCAGGAUACAUCAGCCACUGCCACGCCCACCCAGGGUACAUCAGGCACUGCCACGCCCACCCAGGGUACAUCAGCCACUGCCACGCCCACCCAGGGUACAUCAGGCACUGCCACGCCCACCCAGGGUACAUCAGGCACUGCCACGCCCACCCAGGGUACAUCAGGCACGCCACGCCCACCAGGGUACAUCAGGCACACGCCCACCCAGGGUACAUCAGGCACUGCCACGCCCACCCAGGGUACAUCAGCCACUGCCACGCCCACCCAGGGUACAUCAGGCACUGCCACGCCCACCCAGAGUACAUCAGCCACUGCCACGCCCACCCAGGGGUACAUCAGCCACUGCCACGCCCACCCAGGGUACACUGGCCACUGCCACGCCCACCCAGGGUACAUCAGCCACUGCCACGUCCACCCCUGA